Messenger RNA from Scedosporium apiospermum, 2316 nucleotides. RefSeq lists its product as uncharacterized. Bases 1 to 2316 code for a protein of 771 amino acids. The transcript has 8 exons. Gene Ontology annotation, cellular component: mRNA cleavage and polyadenylation specificity factor complex. NCBI's taxonomy places the organism in Eukaryota, Fungi, Ascomycota, Sordariomycetes, Microascales, Microascaceae. The record is from RefSeq and is a predicted model, not a curated record.
AUGCUCAAGAAACAAAAUCCUGAAAGGAAGCACUUCACUUUACUCCAGUGGCGUGGUCAGUCAUUGAGCGAUGUGGAAAAUACUCGGCUAAUUGAACCCAAUUUGGACAAGGUCCGCUCCAAAAGUGACGUACCGCCUGCCGUUUUCAUGCUGCCAGGCUGGCAAUUGAAUGAUGCUCGAAGGCUGGUGCUUAGCGAUGUGAAGCUCUACCCCUCUGUUAUCAAGGGCAUCUUGCCCAUCAUUGCCCCUACGUCGCAUCUCGAGCUGCGGCGAUGGACAGCGGAUUUCCUCGCCGACACUUUUGCGACACCCGCGCUGCCUUCGAAAGACAAGGAGUCUAUGCAGCCUUUCGUGCUCGAUACGGUCCAAUCCAUCCUGGAAACUCCGGAUGAAGAUGCCCACGUGCUCCGAAGUAUCAUUCAGACAGCAGCCAGUAUCUACCCCAUUACUUUGCGAUGGAUCAUUGAAAACUCAUACGACACGAUAACGUGGGAACGAAUUACGGCCGUCAAGACGAGGAUUCUUCAGAUAUGGGAUAAGGGAAACCCGUCGGUUCAGAUAUGCUGUAUCAAAUUCGCACAGAAGGUCGUUCUAUCACAGUCUGUGUCUGGGAGUGAACCUCGACGUGGUGAUGGACUAGAUGUUUCUCUCGACAAGGUUCCUCCGAAUCACACGUUGUUGGACCCGCGAAUGUUAGAGGCGGAAGCCUUCGGCUUGCUCGAUCGCAUGCUCGGGGUUUUACAGGAUAAUAGCAGUGAUGCGCUUGUUGUUGACGCAACGCUGAACUGCCUUUCUGUUCUCGUUCGCACACGACCAGCAACCUCGAAUCGGAUCGUCAACACGGUGUUGAAUUUCAAUCCCCUCAAGCUGGCCAACUCCCCCAUGACAUCCAAGGAUCGUGUUAUGGCCAAGUCGAUGGAGAAGACAACACGCAUGUUUCUCAUCCACCUCGCUAAAAGGGAUCCCCAUAAUCCCCUUACACCAAGAAUACACCAGCAGAUUGAGCGCUUGAUGAGGAUGAAAACAGAAAUUUUCGACGAAACAGCGAGGAAGAGGGCUUUGGAUCUUCAAAAGGAAAUGUCAGAAGCAAAACGUCUCCGAGCAUUACCCCCUGGCGCGCCAGCGGUGCUACCUCAGCAGCAGGAGAUCCCUGAACUCGGACCGCCCCCCCACACACUCGGAGCUAUAUUUACCCUCACUACUUCCGCGCCUCUAUCGUCUUUCGAUGUUACCAGCGUGCCGCCUCCUCUUUUAGCUCGUCUCAAUGUCUCGACCCUCGUUAACGUAGACAGACAAGCUCUAGACCGCGCCAUCCAGGCUGUCAAGGAUCGCCUCACAUCAUUGGCCGUGGCCCCGCCUGUUCUUAAUCCCAACACUGCUCCUUUGGGUGUGGAAGAGGAUGAGGACGACUACGAGCCCGAUUUCUAUGCGGCCGAGGAUACUGAGCAGAUAUUAAAUAAGCUAGACAGCUCCUCGGAGGACUUGAAACCACCCAGCCUAGAAGAUGCCCUUCAGCUCGAAGUAUUCACAUUACCCCUAGCUCCUCCGCUAACCACGGAAGGUGCAGUUUCAAUCGGCAAGAUGAGCAUUUCGCAGCUAGCCGAGCAACUAAAAGCGUCGGAAGAUCCCACAAUCAAGAGACCCAAGGUUGGAUUCAACAGGUUUGCGUCAAGUUUCGGCGACCGCGAUUCUUUGGUGACGAUGCUUGUUCGACUUGCGGCGCAGUCCACCGCGGGCUUGGCCGAUAUCUCUCCGAAGAAGGAGGAUGAGGAUGUCGGCCCCUCCGCGUCUGUCAGCAGUGAUAUCCGCGGUAUACUCCACACCUACAUUGUCGACGAUUUCCGGAAGCGCAUCGACGUUGCCGUGGCGUGGCUUUGCGAGGAGUGGCUAAACGACAAGCUACAAGCGUCGCGGUCACCAGAUAGUCCGGUCCAUUACGAGAAGCUUGCGCUGAAACUACUGGAUGGCAUCCUACCGUACCUACACCCGCAAGACAAGAUCCUGACUCGAUUUUUGGCGGAGAUCCCCCAACUCAGCCCGGCGAUACUGUCGCGUAUCAAGCACAUGUGCCGUGACCCCACCGUGGUUGGUCUUGCACUGACAAGCCUGCUGUACCUGAUCAUGAUGAAGCCUCCCGUACGCGAAGCCGCGCUCGACACUGUGCAGGGCAUCUGGGAGGAGUACGAGGACGCGAGACCCACGGCCGGAAAGUACUUGGCCAAGUAUAGACCGGCCUGGCUCGAGAAGGCCAAGCGUGAUGCUGCAACACCAGUGUCUGCACCCACGGCAGCUGCUAAUAGUGGUGUCGCAGCAUAA